Messenger RNA from Helianthus annuus (common sunflower), 1684 nucleotides. Its product is annotated as protein odr-4 homolog. Gene Ontology annotation, biological process: intracellular protein localization. The coding region runs from base 97 to 1575 and encodes 492 amino acids. The transcript has 11 exons. The record is from RefSeq and is a predicted model, not a curated record. Gene Ontology annotation, cellular component: endomembrane system. NCBI's taxonomy places the organism in Eukaryota, Viridiplantae, Streptophyta, Magnoliopsida, Asterales, Asteraceae.
GGAAGCAGCCUAGGCAAGGUCUGUCUACAUCCCACCCUCCCCAGACCCUAUAAGUAGCUUUGCUAUUUGUGGGAUUUACUGUGUCGGACUGCAAAAAUGGUGACGGUGAUCGGAGAAGAAAUCCGGCUCACAUCCGUCGAAGACCGCCUCAAUAAAUCCUCUCUCUCCUGCCAGGUAGGGUUAGUAAUCGGGAAGAUAAGUACGAGUUUGGAUAGAGGAUUUGUGUUCGAUUUAGUUCCGACGCCGGUAAACGACGCCGGAGAACCAGCUUCUUGGAUUGUUGAGGGUAAAGAGGAUAGUAAUAAGAAGAAAGGGGGAUCGAAAUCGAAAUCGCAAUCACAAUCGAAUUCUUUGUCGAGUUUGUUGGUUGAUAAGGAUUGGGUUGCUGAACAUGCUCGUCAGGUUUCAAGAAUGCUAGUUGGCGGUAUGAAGGUAGUUGGCAUUUACAUAUCGGUAAAUGAAAGCUUGUUCAAGAAUUCAACUUUAGUGCUUUGCCAGACUGUUAAAGGGGUUGCAGAUGCAGCACUGAUAAGAGAUUCUAAUUGGGACGAGAGACUGCUUAUUCACAUCAGCUAUAGUCCAAGGAGGUGGACAUGUAAAAACUGCUCUUUGUCUUCAAAUAUAACCUCAAGCAGCCUACGCCCCUGUGAUUUUAAAAUGGGAAGAGUUUUAUCUACCCUUCAGACGUUUAAAUGUAUUUACAAUUUCGAUAUAAGGCUUCCGAUAUUUCGUAAGAAUGCUUCAAGUUCUGGAAGUUUUGCUGGAAUUGUUCGUGACAUAAUAUCAGGUCAUGCCGAAGAACUUAAGGGUGCAAAGGCUUUGAUUGAUGGGAAUUUGGUGGAUGUGGAUGAGCAGUGCGCAUCCGAUGGUGUGCAUGAAGUUGAAUUUCUUAUCCCUUUCACGCAGCAUACAUCUUUUCGAGCACACAGUAAAGAGGACGUUGUUGGAAUAUUAGUGUUCACUGGCUCCAUCUGUUCCUUUGCAUACUCAAAUUCCAAAGAACCAAUUUCACAAGCUUUGGCUGAUAUAAAGGGAGACAUUAUUUCAAGUCUACACAGCAGAUUAGAUGUCAUUUGUGACGAAACCGAUGGGCAAAUGGAUUCGGUUGCAGAUGGUAGUGGGGAAUCAGUGAAUGGAGUUUUGAAUCAGAUUCCUAUUCCGCAACUUCAGCUGCAGUUAUCAAGAAACAGAUGCAGUCUUUCUUUCCCUCGAAGAGUUUUUGUUCCCUGGCUGGGUGAUACAUAUAUAUGUGACUACAUACAACCUUCUGAAACACUUGAGGUUCUGAAAGACCACUGUGUUGAAUUAUUGUCGAUGGAAGCUCCAACCGACACAUCAACGAUUUUGGAACCAGAAGGAGAAUCAGUAACACUGUCCACCAGUUCUUUUUGGGAAACAGUAAUACCACAGUCCCCAGAACUCAAACCAUCAUCCUUAAACAACAGCAGUGAUGACAAAAGUUCGGUUUCCGGGAGACAUUUAGAUAAAUCGAGUAAUGUUAGCAUCUUGGGUGCACUUUUGGUUCUUGUUCUAUCUAUUUUAGUUGGUGUUAUGUUCUUUGUUUUCAGGACCUAAUGAUUCGUUUAUCAUAUGUUUUCCUGUGUGAAUUAGAACUAUUUUUUGUUGUGCUAUACUUACAUGGUGGAUGUUAGUAUAUUUCAAGUAAUCAUCUUCGUUAAAGCUA